Messenger RNA from Schistosoma mattheei, 1847 nucleotides. The record is from the annotation of a GenBank genome assembly. NCBI's taxonomy places the organism in Eukaryota, Metazoa, Platyhelminthes, Trematoda, Strigeidida, Schistosomatidae.
AUGAAUCAAACAUUAACUUUAUAUAAUCAAAAUUCUGAAUAUAAUCAUGAAUCAAUUCUAAAUCAAAUUAUUUAUACUGAAAAUAAAAAUGGAUUCUAUUCAUCGGAAACAACAAUGACUAAUUCAUUAAAUCAUCUAAAUAAUGAUCUACAAAAUACUGUAUUAUUCAAAUCAUGUACAAUAAAAUCUAAUAUAAAAGAUGUUGAUCAUGAUACUAAAGAUAUUUCAUUAAGUCAUUUUAAUAAUGAUUAUCCAUUAGCUCAUUCCUCUCCAAAUUCAUUUAUAAAUGCUCCUCAAUGUGCUGGAUGCAAACAAUUGGUAAUGGAUCGAACUAUUCUACAAGUUCUUAAUCAGAGUUGGCAUGUUAACUGUUUGAAAUGUAUGGAUUGUGGUACUUCAUUAUCAGAGAAAUGUUUUGUACGAACAGAUGAACUGUACUGUAAAGAAGACUUUUUUCGUCGCUUUGGAACAAAAUGUGCAGGUUGUGAUAAAGGUAUUCCACCAAUGGAAGUUGUUCGGACAGCUCAAGAAAAUGUAUAUCACUUAGAUUGUUUUUCAUGUGUCAGCUGUGCUCGUAUGUUAAAUACAGGCGAUGAAUUCUAUCUAUUACGUGAUCGAAAACUAAUGUGCAAGUCAGAUUUUGAAACUGCUAAAGCUCGAGAAGCAGAAUUAGACAAUGCUAAUAAACGUCCUAGAACAACUAUUUCAGCUAAACAACUGGAAGCACUUAAAAGAGUUUAUGGUGAAAGUCCAAAACCGGUACGUCAUAUCAGAGAACAACUUAGUGAAGAGACUGGUUUAGAUAUGCGUGUAGUACAAGUAUGGUUUCAAAAUCGUAGGGCAAAAGAGAAAAGAUUAAAAAAAGAUGCUGGAAGGAAUAUCUGGUCAAUUUCUGACUCUUUAUUAAUCAGUAGUGCAAAUACAAGUACUAAUAGUAAUACACCUGUUUGUAUGAAUGAACCAUACUUAUUUUCAACAUGUUCAAAUGAUUUAGAUAAAAGUUCUGCACCAUACUGCGGUGAUAAUUCAAUUAUACUAGAUGAUUCAACUAGUGGAGAUGAAUAUCUAUCUAAGGAUGAAUUUCAGGGUUCUGGUUCAAGUGAUACAGACAGCAACUGUUCAGAGGAACCUGAAGAUCUGAAUCAGUCUUUAAAUUUUUCUGUUGUAUGCGAUCCUACACAUUCGAAGCAUACUACCGAUAUACCAACCACUGAAAAGUUAUCAUUAAAUAAAGAUGAAUUCCUAACUCAUGACAAUAAAUCUGCAAUUUUUCAGGCAUUUUCAAAGUCUGCCUUAUACGAGAACCAUUCAGUUCACGAUUUAGUUUCAACAAAAGCAGAACAAGUACAUGAUGUAAAGUUCCAUGGUUCUACUCAAACAUGGUUAUCUACUCCACGGCCUUUUCAAAAUCAAGGCUUUUCAAUUGACAAUCGGUCGUUCAAACCAGAUAAUGAUAAUAUUAUCUUAAAACACAGUAUAGAAAAUAUCAGUAUUUUAAAUGAAUCAGACAAUAAAAAUCAUAGCAUUUUACGUUUUGCAUCAAAUCCAUUUGUUUCAAGUAGUAUUAGCUUGAAUAAGCAAGUUGUAUCUAACAGUGAAUUGUCAACAAAAGAAACAUAUUUACAGCCUGUUGACUUCUAUCCUUAUUGUCUAAAUGCAAGCAGUCUUUCACAAUAUGGUAUUCCACAAUCAAGCUCAUCAUAAAUAAUCCUGCUUAAAAAUUAACCCAAUAAUAAUGGUAUACCACCACACAAAAUGAUGUGAUUCAUACGAUCCUUUUGUAGCUAUCAGAAUAUAUUACGGCAAACAUUUUGCUUAUCACUUACAAAACCAAUAACAGAUUAUGG